This is a messenger RNA of Centropristis striata (black sea bass), 3388 nucleotides long. RefSeq names its product keratin 222 (gene krt222). The record is from RefSeq and is a predicted model, not a curated record. NCBI's taxonomy places the organism in Eukaryota, Metazoa, Chordata, Actinopteri, Perciformes, Serranidae. The coding region runs from base 321 to 1901 and encodes 526 amino acids. The transcript has 10 exons.
CUCCGCUCUCCUACAUGCUGCCUGGGGGGCAAGGUGGGACAGGGAGGCACAUCCCUGUCGUGGGUAUUCCUGAAGACGGUAGACUGAUAUGGUGAUACUGGCGGGCUAACGGAAGCCUGUCUGCUCUGUCUCAGGGGCCUUCUGCUGAUGACCUGGGACACAGUGGGAAGGAGAAAGUGUUGACCACAUCGCUGUAGAGGAAUGUGACUAAGCUGUGGGGAGUGGUGAAUCAGCUCAGUGUGACCAAGAGAACAGACUGAAGGACUUUUGCUGCCACACUUAACUGUGCCUUAUUCUCAGAAGGCCACGUUGCUGUCUCCAUGGACUUGCUACAGGACUCCAGUUGCACCAUGUGGGGUCUAAAUGCUCGUUUGAAGGGUUUUCUGCAGCAGGUGAACAGGCUGCAGGAGGCCAACCAGCGACUGGAGGCUCAGAUAGCUGACUGGGGCGUCAGGAGCACCUCACGCUCCCGGGACUGGUCCCAGCAGGAACAGACUGUCAAGGAGCUCCGUGUCCAGGUUGGUAACCUACUGAUGGAGAAUGCCCAGCUGGCAUUACAGUCUGACAACAUGAAGUCCAGAGCUGCUGUCAUCCAGGCCAGGUGUGAGACUGAGGAGAACAACACCAGGCGUCUGGAGCAACAGGUGGCUUUGCUCAGAGAGUCCAAGAGGGACGCAGAUCAGAGCAGCAUGAAGCUGCAGGCAGACCUUCGCCACUCCAUGACAGAUCUGCAAGCAAUGCACCAGGAGUUUGAGGCAGCCCGGGCUCUGCAGCUGCAGCGGGCCGGCUCCUGCGAUGUUCUGUUAGCAACGGCCACAGCAGCAGGAGGAGAGGAGGAGGAGGAUGGCACAGGGAUGGAGCUCACCCAGCUCCUCGACCGAAUCAGAGCGCAGUGCGACCAGGGCAGACUUCCCGGCCUGGGGGCCGUGUCACAUCCACUCUCCGGCUUGGUCGGGCCCAGUCGAUCUGGAGCAGCAGCAGCAGCAUCCAGAACACACGGAGGAGUUCUCAGUGAGGAAGAGGCAGCAUGGACGCAGGUGAGCCUCGGUGGUGCUGCCCUGAGGGAGGCCCGGGCCGAGCUUGCGGAGGCCAGGAGGCAGUGGCACUCCCUGCAGGUGGAGAUCGAGACUCUACAUGGCUUGGAAAAAGGCCUGGAGAGCUCCCUGCAGAACACCCAGCGGCUGUACUCCAGCCAGCUGCAGGACCUUUCUCAGGUCAUCUCUGGACUGGAAAGUGAGCUGGAGCAGGUGAGGGGUGGGCUGGCAACACAGCGCCAGCGCCACAGCCAGCUCCUCAACACCAAGAUGAGGCUGGAGCGAGAGAUCACCACUUACCGACGCCUGCUGGAGCGUGAAGAGGGCAGGUACAUGGGCCGUAAUGGGCAGCCAAUGGGUCUGCGGCCCUGGAGGUCUUUUGUUGAGGAACCGAAGGAGAACGGGCUGGAGAACGGCUUCAGUGACCCCGCUGUUACUCCAGACGAACCCAAGUCAGAGCCCCUGCCUGAUAUACCGUCACUCUUUCCAGCAGACAGUGGGUUAACGAAAAGCAUACUGCAUAGACAGCAAAGCCUUGUGAUACUCACAGAGCCAGAGCAAGAUAAAGACUUGCCAAUCUCCACUGUGAAGACUCAGGAGAUUCUUCAGGGCAACGUGGUGCGGGAGAGUGCGGAGGGUCAUGGCACCAUCGAGACAGAGAAGAUUGACAAGGUGAUAAAGCAGUGGGAGGGCUCCUUCUUCAGAGGGAACCCCAAGCUGCGGAAGAAGUCGGUGUCGCUGCGCUUCGACCUGCACAUGGCCGCAGCGGACGAGGGCUGUGCCCAGACCAAACAGGACAGCCUCCCCGACGUGGAGGUACGCCUGAUCAUGAAGAGAUCUCGCAGCAUCCCAACUAUCACACAGUAACUCAAACUGGUUCGCCAGAGUCAACACUGAUGAUGCUGAAGUGACAGAAAUAACAUCUGGGGUAUUGCCAGCCAUUGUCAUCAUGCUUAAUAUGUAUUUCAAAUCGCAGCAUUUAUUGAAGUUUGCAUCACAACUGAAACUGAGAUCUCUCUCAUCAAAUCUUGACUCUGGCAGGAAAAGCAUUACCCAUGAGGCUUUUGUGCUGAUCUAAUGGGGACAUUUUUACAGUGUCAGAAGACUACAUCAAAUAAAACAGACCUACAUUAAUUUCCUUACACACAUCAGUCUAGAUAAAGUAAAUGUUCUUAAUACUGGCAUUGUUUCAGUAUGAGGUCACAAGACUAAAGAGAUUAUAUCAACAAUAGACUACAGCAUUUAAUUCUAAUUAACACUUGGUACAAGAGGCUAAGUGCACAGAUAGAUUGAGAUAAAUGGUCUAUAAACCACUUUGAGCUGCUGUGAACUAUCUAAAGGUGGAUUUAUUUGUAUUAUUUCCUUAAGAGACUGUAAAGAAAUUAUUAGAGGGGAGGGGGCAGAAAAGAGGAAGAUUGUUUUUGUUUUGUUUUUUGUUAUAUGAUAUAAUCUCUCCAGUUAGCACUUAAUUUGUCACUGCCCAACAGCUGCUCCCACUUAUAUACAUAUAUAUAUAAUUUAUUUUUAAAGCACACAAUCUUCAAUUCUUUGUGCACCUAUGAAUUGUAACAAUUCAACAGAGCUAUAUUACUUAAAGAUUUUAUGGGAGCUGGUGGCAAUUUCCUCUUUGUCAAGAGGAGUCCAAUGAAAAUAUUAAUAAUGCUGGAGAGGUUUUUGCUUUUUAAACAGUGAAACAUCAUCCUUCCCACCCUAAUAGUUUCACUACAGUCCCUAAAUGCUUGCACUGCAAACACAUGCAGCACUUAGAAGAACAUCAGCACUGAGGGAUAUCCAGAUUGUGUGUACUGUGAGAGUCUUUUGUCAUUGCAGUUCAUUCUUAAUAGAAGAAAAAAAUCUUGCAACUCAAAAAGAUAAUGUAGCUACAUUAAACGAUGCAUUAUCGCCCAAAAAAAAAAAAAAGAAGCAAAACUGCUCACUGUGAUCUUAACGGCAGUGAGGCUCUUAAUACUCACCAUGUGUCUCAGAGAAUUUAGAUUCCCUGUCUUAACCAGAGGAGGGCAGUAUUUGUAAAUAGUUAACACUGCAGUGUAUCUUCAAUGCUCAACUCGGGUUGUGUAGCACAUGCUAUCUGUUACAAGAGUUUUUAUGCUGAAUUUUGAGUUGGCACCAAAGAUAUUCAAAGUAAGAAAAGGACAAUUGUGCAUUGCAUUUGGUUGGGUGCCUGACAAUAUAUUUAGAAUAUUUAAAAAUAUUAUCUAUGCAGUUCUGUGCUUGAUUUUGCUUUGCUUCAUGAAGCACACUUCAUUUUGGGAGCUAUGUAACUUCAGAAUGAAGCAUUAUGCUUUUAUCUAACGAUUUAUCAUUUAAAAUAAAAAAUGAUUAUGUGCAAACUA